AUGCCAGCACCAGAGAGUACUCAAUUGGAGGAUCUGAAAAAGCGCAGCGGGCGUGAAGCAGCUUCAAAGGAUUCAAGUGGAAAGAAGCAGCGGUGCCCGGCAUUGGAAAAACGCCGGACGGAUGCCUCAAGGGACCAAGCUGGCUUGGAAGAUUCUGGGCGAGAAAGGCUAAGAAGGCACAGGUUCGAGAUGGCCAGGAGUAUUUGUAUGCCAGAUACUUGGGAGCAGGAGGGACUACUGAAGGAUUGGACAGAUUCCUCAGCCUUCAGUACCUCCUUCGUCUCCAAGGGAAUAGCAUCAGCCCGUGAGGCGUUGGUUGAGGAAUUCCGGCGGGCAAAUUCUGGCGGGUUAAAAGUAUAG
Phoenix dactylifera (date palm) is the source of this 360-nucleotide messenger RNA. NCBI's taxonomy places the organism in Eukaryota, Viridiplantae, Streptophyta, Magnoliopsida, Arecales, Arecaceae. The record is from RefSeq and is a predicted model, not a curated record.